This is a messenger RNA of Callorhinus ursinus (northern fur seal), 2328 nucleotides long. RefSeq names its product C-type lectin domain family 1 member A (gene CLEC1A). Gene Ontology annotation, biological process: signal transduction. The record is from RefSeq and is a predicted model, not a curated record. Gene Ontology annotation, molecular function: transmembrane signaling receptor activity. Gene Ontology annotation, cellular component: plasma membrane. NCBI's taxonomy places the organism in Eukaryota, Metazoa, Chordata, Mammalia, Carnivora, Otariidae.
UUUCUGCAGGCGGUUGUUGUUUAUGCUGAGGGGCAGGGGAGGGAAAUGGCACCUGACAGCUCCUUUGUUCCUGGAGAAAUCCAACAGGAGAACACUUUUGAAGCUAAUACUGUCACUAAGCAGCUAUGUGACCUUAAAACAACCACUUCAUCUAACUGGGCUUCAAUCUACUUUUUUGUAAAAUGAAAAAGUAGAAUCGAUAGAUAUUCUCAAAAAGACUCUGUGCUGACAUUCCAUGUAUAUGAUGCUUUAUACUAUGCCUUUGCAGGAAAGAAGAGGCUGGUCCUAUGAUCUCUUUUCAGAAGUUAAACCUCAUCUAAGUGACUCAGUGAGUGUCUGGUAUAUAAGACACUAGGUGAUAUGUAUUUCUUUGCCUGAUUAUUGCUCCAUAGAGUCUGAAGGAAUCUCUGUGUGAUUAUAGGGUCUUGCCUUUUUUAUACUGUACUUACACAGGAAUUACAAAUAAAUGAACAAAAGAGAUCCGAGAAAGACAACUCUUCAAUAAUUGUUCAGAAAGAGACUGCCCAAAUAGAAAACACAUGCUAUUUCCCCUCUGCCUGACCAAUUUGACCUUCAGAGUACAAGUUCCCAGGAGAGGGGCUGGGCCUCUCUAAGCAGGAACUGGAGUCAGAGGCUUCCCCUGCUACUCGCUGGGAGAGAACAUUAGGAAUGACUUUCAGCACCGUACUUCCUACACUGUCUCAAAGUAGCCACGCAGCUUGGGGGCCGUCGAGCUACAGCUCAACCUCACCCCUGCAGGAGUCCAGAUGCAGGCCAAGUACAGCAGCACAAGGGACAUGCUGGACUUUAAUGGGGAUACCAUCAGGAGUGUGCAAUCUCGAACCUCUUCUACAACCCAGCGGCCAGAGGCUGGGCACACAGAGCGCCGGCCUCCCUCUUCAGUUUGGCGUCCAGUGGCCCUGACCCUGCUGACUUUGUGUUUGGUGCUGCUGAUUGGCCUGUUAGCCCUGGGGCUUGUGUUUUUUCAGUUCUAUCACCUUUCCAAUACUCAGCAAGACAGCCUUUCUCACAAGGAAGAAAGAUUGGGGAAUCUCUCCCGACAGCUGCAGUCUCUCCAAACCAAGAACAGGAAGCUUGCAGAAAUCCUACAGCGCGUGGCCGAAAAACUGUGUCGAGAGCUCUAUAACAAAAGUGGAGAACACAGAUGCAGCCCUUGUCCAGAAGAAUGGAAGUGGCAUGGGGACAAAUGCUACCGAUUCUGUAGAGAGAGCAAGAAUUGGCAGGGCUGUGACUAUUUCUGCAUCGCUGAGAACGCGACCAUGCUGAAGAUAAACACACCAGAAGUGCUGGAGUUUGCCAUGCCUCAGAGCUACUCUGAGUUUUUCUACUCUUAUUGGACAGGGCUCUCUCGCAACGGCAGUGGCAAAGCCUGGCUGUGGACUGAUGGAGCCCCGUACUCUCCUGAACUGUUUGAGAUUAUAAUAGAUUUUACAAGCCUAAGAAGCAGGGACUGUGUGACCAUCCUCAAUGGAAAGGCUUUUUCGAAGGACUGCAAAGAGUUGAGGCGGUGUGCAUGUGAAAGAAAGGCGGCCACGGUGAAGCCCGAGAGCCUCCGUUAGCUUCCCUGAGCUAUUAUAUGGAGGUGAUGGACUCUCCCACCAUAACUGCAAUGUCAAGCUCCCUUCAGGGAAACUGAAGAUCAGAACAGAAAUCAAUCUCUUUAUGUGCAGCUGUAAGAGUUUGGUUUUUUUCCCCAUGUGAUCCAUAUUUAUACAACAAUUCAGCAUAAAGGUUGAGCCAAGCAAAGUCAAUGCAAAGGAUAUUUGAGACUUUAGAACAUGGAAAAAAAAGUUAGGAAAAGCAAUUUUUCUGACUGGUGCAAGGAUUUUUCAUGCUUCCUGUUCAGGAUCCCCAGCACUCCUGAGCUUGGGUUCAUGCAUAUAUUUACCAGUCACAGAGAAAUCCCAUGUGCCAACAACCAGUCCCAGAAUCUCAUAAAGUUGUAAUCCACCUUCUCGUCUUAGAGAUCACUUCUAGUGUUCUUCCUUCUCAGCAUCUAGUGUCAUCUCCCUGUUUCCAAUACGUUUUCCUUCAUAUCUGGAGAAGUGAGAAACUUACCGAAGUAGAGGAAAUAAAUGUGUGUAACAUUCUUUGCCCCAAAGGUCAAGUAGUCUGUGAGAAAUUAGCAAUUAUUUCCUAUACUGUGCUCCUAAAUACAUAAUUAAUUCUUUCUGUUUGCUUCACUCCAUAUUUUUCCCUUCCUAGUCUUUCAAUAAAGCCCCUACCUGCCAUGUCAAUGGCCUGCUUCCCACUGGGAUAAUUUUUUUAGUUAGAAUCUUAACUUCUUAUGAACCUACCUCCCCAUAU